GGCUCCGUGCGCGCCUCCCUCUCCACAGAGCGGAGCCGCCUGCAUAUCUCCCCGUCCGUGCCAGAGCCUGCAGCUGUCUCUGUGGCGCUGUGUUCGGGAAAAAAACGUCGCCGACCGCUGACUUUUCUCUUUUUCUUUUUAAUUGUCCCUUCUGCACAAACUCUGGGAUUUGUUAACUUGUGAAUAAUUUCCAGCACUGUGGAGACACCUGGCAGCGUGAACCCCCCCACCGUCCGCGCAUUGACUGAGGUCUUUACAACUGGGAACGUUGUAGGAAUGUGGAAUGCAAGUUUACAUGAGCGUAACAGGACCAGCUUCUGCCCCUGACACCAUGACCACGGAUUUGAACCUGACCUCUCUGCUGAAUGAAUCAUAUCUCCCCAACCAAACGAAAGGAUGCAACCUCACCAGGACGGGGUUCCAGUUCUAUUACCUGCCCACCGUGUACAUCAUGGUGUUCAUCACCGGGCUGGUGGGCAACAGCCUGGCCAUUUGGAUGUUCGUGUUUCACAUGAGGCCGUGGAGCAGCAUCUCUGUCUACAUGUUCAACCUGGCUCUGGCUGACUUCUGCUAUGUCCUCUCGCUGCCUUUUCUCAUCUUCUACUACUUCAACAAGACAGACUGGAUUUUUGGAGACGUCCUGUGUCGACUGCAGCGCUUUAUAUUCCACGUGAAUCUCUAUGGAAGUAUUCUGUUUCUGACCUGCAUCAGCGUUCACAGGUACACAGGGGUGGUGCACCCGCUCAAGUCACUGGGUCGAUUGAAGAAAAAGAACACGGUUAUUACCAGUGCGUUGGUGUGGUUGGUGGUAAUCGUAGGCAUGUCUCCAAUUCUGUAUUAUUCCAGGACGGGUUUGAAGCGUGACUCAAUAACUUGUUAUGACACCACCACUGAGGAUGAGUUACCCGGUUAUUUCAUUUACAGCAUGACUUUGACUGUAUUUGGGUUCUGCAUCCCCUUUAUCAUCAUAUUCUGUUGCUAUGGCAUGAUCGUCAAGGCAUUAAUCUGUAAUGAUAUGAACAACGCUCCCCUGCGGCAGAAAUCCAUCCACCUGGUUAUCAUAGUACUUGCCGUGUUCGCCGUCUCCUACCUGCCUUUCCACGUGAUGAAGAACCUCAACAUGCGGGCGAGGCUGUACUUCCAGAGCCCUGACAUGUGCGAGUUUAAUAACCGCGUCUACGCCACCUACCAGGUGACACGCGGGCUGGCCAGCCUCAACAGCUGUGUGGAUCCCAUUCUGUACUUCCUGGCUGGAGAUACCUUCAGGAGGAAGCUGACACGAGCCACUAAGAAGCCCUCGAGGAAGGGGGAUGGGGUCCUUCAAUCCAAGAGCGAGGAAACAGCUCUGAACAGCCUGGCGGAGUAUGUGGAGAAUGGAGACAGGAGGCUGUGACCCGUCACCUCUGUGGAGUUUUUAUUAUCUUUAAAUGUGGAUGGACUCUGAAUCAAUAAAUGCACUGUGAUGACUGAAGAGUCCGUAAACUCUAUCAGAUGAUGGUUUGUAGAACCAUAGGAACAAUAUUCAGUUUAACCCUGUGACAACUUCCGCUUGCUUGCAGUCUGUUGAUGUUGAUAAGCUGUAUUGUCAAGUAUUGUCAAGUAUUGUAUUAUACUCUAAAUAUUAGAGUCAUAAUUUUUCUUUUUAUUCCUUAUAAACUAGUGUUGCUUACACUUUGGACAAAACGAGCAUUAUAAUGAGACAGGCUAGAGGAAAUAAGUUGUCUUUCAGCUACAGAUGUUCUGUUCAUCAGUUUGUUCAGCGAAAUAGGACUAAAAAUGGAUAGCACCUUCUCUCGCCUGAGCCAAUAUUUAAUCAAUAGCUAUUUAGGUGAGAUUUUGGUCUUAAGAGCGUGAGCCUUGGAAGGCUUUUGUAGGAACAAGUGAAUGCACUGAACCUGAGAUGGCUGCAUGGAAUAAUUGCAGAAAUCGCAAUGCACUAUUUAGCAGAGUCCCUCUGCUCUGCCUAUGAUUGCUCGUUUUUCUGUAAAUCUAUUACCAACCAAGUGAGGAAUGUGGUCAGCGACUCCUUUUUUUUUAAUUUUCUGACCGCUCUGUUACUAUAAUUGCCCACCCAUAACACUUUCUUCAUUGGGAAAAAAGCAGUAUUUUUGUGUAUAUGAUGCUUCAGUUAAUGUCUUUGUUUAGAUGUACUGUGCAAGAUAUUGUGAUGUUGCAGAUUAGUUUGUUUUAUUAAGUGUUAGUUUCACUAACCCAGAGUGCACAAGUCCAGUACUAAAUCCAGCGUCAGUGAAACAGUGACUCAUCACGGCAAGUUGUCACUACUCCAGUGUUUACUGCAACAUAGGGAACAUUAGUCAAAGAGACUCUCCUGCUUUGUGACUCCAUUGACAUGUUGAAGAUUUGUUUGUACGAGAUACCUCAAAGUAAAUGGUGCACUGUGUCUGUUUGGCAGAUAAUCUUUUCUGUUUUGUAUGUGUUGUAAAAAUUCUGAAAAUUGAUAGUGCAGCUCUCGCCAUAUACAGUAUAUUUUAUGUAGAUGUUUGAUGUCUAUAGUCUACUAAUUACUGUUAUUUGGCCAGCUAUGAGUGUCAAGAAAGGAAGUAAAUCAUUUGUGCAAGAUAUUUGGGGCCACGUGCGUUUUUGUCAAUACAUUUCUGUAUUUACGUCCUGCCAGGCAGUACAAUUACACUUGCAUAUUUAUUUUAAGGAGGUGAAUUAUUUUUGAAGUCUCUUAUUCAUAGUAUUUGUGUCAACUUGUUCGCACUGGUCCUGUUAAAUACGUUCAUUGUGCUCACAAACCCUGUUGGAUUUUUGAGACAUUCAUGCAGUCUCUGCCCUUCUCGCCGCUCCUCCUCCUUCUCCACGCUGCUGUUGACUUUCUCUUUCAAACCCAGCCAGAAGGAAGCGAGGGGACGAGGGAGGAAUAAAGAGUGGCACCUUUUUACUCUUGGCUUAGAAUAAGACUGCCUUUGUAUCCAUCACAAUGGCGCGGAGUUAUUGAUGCAGACAGGGGUGCGAAGCUGUCGCCAGGAGCCCGCUGCUGCACAGUGUUGUGGGCACAGGAAAUCAGCGAACUCUCUUCCUCCUAAAAGGGCCCGUGACUACAAACACCAUUUGAUUUGUUGCCUUUGAGGUGCAAUUUGCAUACGUAGCUCCAGCAAAUGUGUGUACGUGUAGGUAUUUGCACAUCUUUGUAUAAGACAGCCUGAAGGUAAAAGUUCUCAUCCCAGAAGGUGGCUGGUAUUCCUGUUUGGUGGUAAGAGCUGUUACGUUUUCAAAAGCAGCCACUGUGACAUCCACAUGCACUAGAGGCAUGGAUAUUUGUUUGUGAAAUAUAUAUAUAUAUACCUAUACCAGCUCUGCUCUCUGUGUACACUCUAUAAAGA
Messenger RNA from Cololabis saira (Pacific saury), 3347 nucleotides. It is a transcript of the gene p2ry1, whose product is annotated as purinergic receptor P2Y1. Gene Ontology annotation, biological process: relaxation of muscle; phospholipase C-activating G protein-coupled receptor signaling pathway; platelet activation. Gene Ontology annotation, cellular component: plasma membrane. Gene Ontology annotation, molecular function: G protein-coupled ATP receptor activity; G protein-coupled ADP receptor activity; ATP binding. Lineage: Eukaryota; Metazoa; Chordata; Actinopteri; Beloniformes; Belonidae. The record is from RefSeq and is a predicted model, not a curated record. The coding region runs from base 284 to 1393 and encodes 369 amino acids. The transcript has 2 exons.